Eutrema salsugineum is the source of this 249-nucleotide messenger RNA. RefSeq names its product defensin-like protein 22. The transcript has 2 exons. NCBI's taxonomy places the organism in Eukaryota, Viridiplantae, Streptophyta, Magnoliopsida, Brassicales, Brassicaceae. Gene Ontology annotation, cellular component: extracellular region. Gene Ontology annotation, biological process: defense response to fungus. The record is from RefSeq and is a predicted model, not a curated record. Bases 1 to 249 code for a protein of 82 amino acids.
AUGGCCACUACCAUGAAAUUCAUUUCCUUUGCUUUGCUACUUGUACUUCUUUUCUCCAUUGAUGUUGAAGGAUCAGCCUCUACGGAAAGUGGUUCGUUGUGCUGCAAUUCACAUCCAAAAUUCGGAGUAUGCAAUCCAUCUCAAGAUACAGACAGAUGCAACAAAUGGUGCUUGAAUGGUUGUAAUAAUGGCAAAGGUGGUUAUUGCAAGCCUCUUCCUCAUGGAGCACAAUGCCAUUGUUUCUGCUAA